CCAACAUCGUCGACGACAUUUACCUCGCCAGCGGCCUCCCUCGUCCUCGAAACCUAGACUCGGUAGCACACGCCCGGUCCGCUCCUUCCCAACAGUCCAGGAGCCUCGGAAGCAAACUGCUCCUCCAGCCACGGCACUCUCUCGACUUUUCACUGGGCGGACGCCGUCCUCAGAGCCGUCAUGGCUCGGGCGAUGCAACCAACGGAUGCCCUCGGCACUGCCUACCAUGCGGGCACUCCAAUGGACGACUCUCUUCACAGCCAUGCCUUCCUGGUGCAAGAAGAGCCCCCGAGUCCUCGAACCCGCCGCGCCUUCGUCCGCAGGUCUCGCAGCCUGAAGCUGCCGUCCAAUUAUACCAUGUACUCUUCCAAGAACUUUGCUCCGCGGGUCGACUCGAGGCGGCAGGCAGCGUCGGCAUCGAAUUCGCCGCAGGGAAGCCCGACACACCGUUCUUUCGAGCAGGCCGAUUACAGCGACACCAUGAUCUCCUCCGCAGCCUCGACGUCAUUCACGCAAAACACGCGAUCCUCAAACUCGACAGCGCUAACCGCCAUGUCCUCCCAUACCGACGACUUCACGUUGCCUUCGCCGGUCCCGUCGCCAAGGUGGGAUUCUAUGGGCUACAAGCAACCAUACAACACCCAUGACUACACACGGUCGUCUCCGAUCGAGUCCCACGAUUCUUCAUUAGCCUGGGAAACUCGAGAUGAAUUCCCUACGAUGUAUUCUCAGCCGAGCUCCAGAAUCGUCAGCGCCGAAUCGGCACCCGUCGAAAAUUUCUCUCGGCCGAGGAAUGCCAGCAUAAAACAGCAACAAUGGUCAGACCCGUCCAGGCUGCGGUCAGCUUCUAAUAUUGUUCCUGAGCAUGACGCACCCAGCGCCGCCGCAAGGCACCGGGAUCGAGGGCAAUCGAAUUCAUCGAAUCAAUCUGCGGCCACAUAUGCAUCUCUGCCAACACGAACAGCUCCUGAUUACUACCAGCGUGAUGCUCACCGUGGUCGUCCGGCACGUCCUAACCCCGCUCCCAAUCGGCAACUAUUACCAUUUUCUCGUGCUGAGAGCAGUGGCCCAACUUUUGCACGUGACCCCUUGCCUCGCAUGGCAUCUAUGCCUUCUGACGAGCUUCGGUCGAGCUACCGGUCUCAACUUACCUCUUCUACCGUGCCAGGUACUUUUGCGACAGAAACUGAGCGCAGCAGUGUCCUGACCAAGUACAGUUCAGUGCUAUCGGUGUACGACGAUGUUGACGAUGGCUUCAGCGUGGACGAUGUUAUGGGCAUGUACGAGAAAGGCUUUGACGACUCUGGCGACGAGGACAAUGGCGUGGAUGACUCCAGACCUACCACGAGCAGAACUGAGCAGGUCAGCAGCGGCUCAACAUUUCACGGCAUCGAGGACGUAUUACCACAACCGCCCAGGAUCGGUGGGCCGCCAGAGGACGAGCCUCUCGUAAGGGACUCCGCAGCAUUCUUUCGUCCUUUAGCGGAGUCGGAACAGCAACCUCAACAGCCGGUGCAAGCUGUCCCCGAGCCGAAGACUCAACCGAUCGAUGAUAGUGAUGAUGACGACGACGACUUUCCUUUUCGGCCCGCCGUACGACAGCAGACCAACAUGACAACGACAGCCGACCAAGAUCGAGAUCGGUACGGGUUCCGGAAGAAGAAUCAAUAUAUCACCGAAGAGCAGUAUGACAAUUGGAAUGGCGGCUAUUCGGAAUAUCUUGCGCGGCGCAAGAAGAAGUGGAACGCGCUACUGAAGGAGAACGGGCUCAUGACGGACAAUCCCAACCGAUUCCCGCCACGUUCAGCAAAGACGAAGCGAUACGUGCGGAAAGGCAUUCCCCCGGAGUGGAGAGGGGCGGCCUGGUUCUACUAUGCUGGCGGUCCAGCCAUUGUUGCCCAGCACGCGGGACUUUACGAUAAUCUACGCAAGAAGACUGCCAAGGCCGUCGACGUGGAGGCGAUUGAGCGCGACCUGCACAGGACCUUCCCGGACAACAUCAAGUUCCGGUCUACACAGCCGGCGACCGGCUCCUCGGAAACAAACACAGCCAAUGGGCCUGCGAGUGCAAGUCAAGAAACGCCCAUGAUUUCCUCGCUACGCCGGGUCCUGCUUGCCUUCGCGAUAUACAAUCCGCGUAUCGGCUACUGCCAGUCGCUCAACUUCCUUGCGGGCCUGCUUCUCCUGUUCGUUGAGAACGAGGAGCAAGCAUUCUGGCUGCUGAAUAUCAUCACGCGCGUCUACUUGCCGGGCACUCACGAGGUUAGCUUGGAAGGGGCCAAUGUUGAUCUUGCAGUGCUCAUGGCCCAGAUCCGGGACACGAUGCCCGCUGUCUGGAACAAGAUUGGCAGCGAGCUGGAUGGCACGGAAGCUGCCCGACCUAGCAGGUCCCUCAGGGGCAAGAAGAAGGCAGAUCUUUCCACCCGGCUGCCUCCCAUCACCCUCUGUAUGACCCCUUGGUUCAUGAGCUGCUUCAUCGGCACCUUACCAAUCGAAAGUGCUCUGCGGGUUUGGGAUGUAUUCUUCUAUGAGGGUUCAAGAACCCUUUUUCGGAUUGCGCUCACAAUCUUCAAGACCGGCGAACCGGAAAUCAAGGCAGUCAAGGAUCCUAUGGAGAUCUUCCAGACUGUUCAGACUAUCCCUCGAAGGCUCAUCGACGCGAAUGUCCUCAUGGAGUCGUGCUUCAAGCGACGAAACGGCUUUGGUCACGUCAGCCAAGAAAGCAUCGAACAGAAGCGGCAAGAACGGCGAGUACUCGUCAACAUGGAGAAGGAAAAGCUGGCUCGCGGCGAUGCCAACGACUUCGAUGCCGCUGAGGCAAAGAGGAAACCCACCAUCUUCAACAGGCGCAAGUGAUGUAGCUGCGCAGUCCUGCCAGGGUUGCAGCAACACUUCGACCAUGACUGGACCUUGGUCUUUUUUUAUUUCUUUUUUUGUUCUACCAUCCACCAACUACAACCAUAGCAUUUCUUUUACACUCUACUUUCACGACCUCACGGCCUGCGGGUGGUAUGAACGGGGAUCCAGGGCAUAUUCAGGGAGAACUACGGGAAAAGAGGCAUCAGCAUUUUUGGCAUUUAAAAAAUCAUUCAGGAGCAUGUACUGUACAAAAGCUUUGUCGUUCUGCAAGACUUUCUGUCAAUUUUCUUUUAUGUUUAGGAAUCACAUCUGUCUAUCAAGGAGGAGCUUUGAUAGACGACCGGACACGACACCAGAUACCAUCAAACGACCUCCAUCGCGAGGCGCGCGCUUCUGAAUCUCAUCUUUUUAUUACUCCUUCUGC
Microdochium trichocladiopsis is the source of this 3283-nucleotide messenger RNA. RefSeq names its product rab-GTPase-TBC domain-containing protein. Lineage: Eukaryota; Fungi; Ascomycota; Sordariomycetes; Xylariales; Microdochiaceae. The record is from RefSeq and is a predicted model, not a curated record. The coding region runs from base 181 to 2856 and encodes 891 amino acids. The transcript has a single exon.